AAAAAACAGAAGCAAGUUAAUUGUACCUUUAUAAACCAACAAACCAAUCUCCAUUGAGCUUUUAGGGUUUUACAUACACAGAGAGCAGAGCACGAUUUCUCUCGGCGGCGGCGACAUUUUCUUCAACUGAGUUUCAAAGAUGUACACUUCAAGGAAGAAAAUCAGUAAAGACAAGGGUGCUGAGCCAACCGAAUUUGAGGAAAAAGUUGCACAGGCGCUUUUUGACCUAGAAAAUACCAACCAUGAGCUGAAAAGUGAGCUGAAAGAUUUAUACAUAAAUUCAGCAGCUCAAAUCGAUGUUUCUGGAAGCCGUAAGGCUGUGGUUGCCCAUGUUCCUUACCGUUUGAGGAAAGGGUUCCGCAAAAUUCACGUCAGGCUUGUUAGGGAGCUUGAGAAGAAAUUUAGCGGCAAGGAUGUAAUCCUUAUCGCCACCAGGAGGAUAGCAAGGCCGGGUUCUGCUGCUCAGCGUCCCCGAAGCCGUACUCUCACUGCUGUUCAUGAAGCAAUGCUUGAGGAUGUCGUAUUGCCUGCUGAGAUUGUUGGAAAGCGUGUGAGGUAUCGUGUUGAUGGAUCCAAGAUCAUGAAGGUGUUUUUGGACCCAAAGGAGAGAAACAAUACUGAGUACAAGUUGGAGACAUUUGCUGCAGUUUACAGGAAACUUUCAGGCAAAGAUGUUGUGUUUGAGUAUCCUAUUACUGAGGCUUAGAUUCUGUUUUGGAUUUUUUUUCUUCAUGUAUUGCAUUUUGUGAAUGCUAUUGGUUAAAGUUUUGUUCAAGUUGCCUUUGAAUCUGGAUUUUGUCUGGUGACUUUGAUUAAUAUACUUUGGCAUGGUUUAUUUAUUUUUCUAGGCUUUGCUAUACUAUUUAUUAUA
Messenger RNA from Cicer arietinum (chickpea), 871 nucleotides. RefSeq names its product small ribosomal subunit protein eS7-like. Gene Ontology annotation, molecular function: structural constituent of ribosome. NCBI's taxonomy places the organism in Eukaryota, Viridiplantae, Streptophyta, Magnoliopsida, Fabales, Fabaceae. The record is from RefSeq and is a predicted model, not a curated record. Gene Ontology annotation, biological process: ribosomal small subunit biogenesis; rRNA processing; translation. Gene Ontology annotation, cellular component: 90S preribosome; ribosome; small-subunit processome.